UUGUUUGUCUACGUAUGCUACUCCUCAUAUCAGGAGAUGUUGAACUCAAUCCUGGUCCUAUGAUUGAUGAUGAACCUGAUAUCUUCCUAUUACUUCAAUGGCUUGAACCACUUGUUGACUGGAAACCAUUUGGUCUUCUCUUACCUGGAAUAACACAACACGAAAUUUCAGUAAUAGAACAAGUGGAUGCUAAACAUCAAAAACUAGCUUUAUUUUCAAAAUGGUUAAAUACACAUCCUACAGCAACAUGGAGAGAUGUACUCAAUGCAUUGACUAAAACAGAAGAGAUUGAUUUAUUACAAACUAUUAAUGAUCAGUUAGAAGUACAUCAAUGUACAGGAGGUAAUACUGAUGCUCUUACUAGUACUGUACCAGUAGUAUCUACUGUAUCAUCGUCAAUUUCUGUAAUUAAUAAACCUGUUACUAUGACAUCAGGUAACACUCCUAGUGCUAUAUUAAGGAUGAAUUAUGCUACUCUUGUUGAUGCUAUUACUAAUAAUCUCUACAGAGUAACAAAUGGACUGUAUGCUAAAGGACUAAUACCAAUGGAAACUGUUAAUCAUAUUCAAACAGCAGCUUCUUCUGAUGUUGUGAAAUCUGGAAAAUUAAUGUCUGUAUUACAACAACAGUUGGAAUCCUCUCUUAAUCCAGGGCAGUAUCUAACUGAAAUAUGUUAUGUAUUAACAACCCAACAGGAUUGUACAUUAACAGAUAUUCUUACCUCUAUAUUACACCAGUUAGAGAUCAUGUCUAAUCUCAGUAGACAUGUCCAGGUCAUUGGAUUUUCUAAGGAAGAAAUAUCAACAUCUGUUCCAUGGUCAUCUUAG
This is a messenger RNA of Amphimedon queenslandica, 827 nucleotides long. RefSeq lists its product as uncharacterized. The record is from RefSeq and is a predicted model, not a curated record. The coding region runs from base 15 to 827 and encodes 270 amino acids. NCBI's taxonomy places the organism in Eukaryota, Metazoa, Porifera, Demospongiae, Haplosclerida, Niphatidae. The transcript has 5 exons. Gene Ontology annotation, biological process: signal transduction. Gene Ontology annotation, molecular function: protein binding.